Messenger RNA from Miscanthus lutarioriparius, 1812 nucleotides. Lineage: Eukaryota; Viridiplantae; Streptophyta; Magnoliopsida; Poales; Poaceae. The record is from the annotation of a GenBank genome assembly.
AUGGCUGCAAAUCCCAGGCAAUGCAAUGAUAAGUUUAAGCAAAAAGUAGACAUCAAUCAUGACAUUAAGAUUUUCACAGAAGAUGAGAUCAAAAGAAUGACUAGAAAUUAUAGCACUGCCAUCGGGAAAGGUGGUUUCGGAGAAGUCUACAGAGGGCUCUUAGAUGACAACGAUGAGUUAGUUGCAGUGAAGAGAUAUAUCCGUAGCAAUUUGACAAAAGAGUUUAUGGAAGAAGUGAGUAUCCAUAGUCAAAUGAAGCAUAAGAACGUAGUAAAGCUCAUAGGCUACUGUAUUGGGGAAACUACACUAACAAUGGUAUCUGAGUACAUUCCCAGAGGAAACCUUGAGGACAUCCUUCACAGAAUUGGAUAUUCUUUCACUUUGGACACAAUAUUGGGCAUUGCUAUAGGGUGUGCAGAAGCUUUGAGCUAUAUGCAUUCCAUGCAUUUAUCAAGUGAUAACCUUGUUUGUCAUGGUGAUAUUAAGCCUGCCAACAUACUUUUAGAUGCCAAUCUUAGAGCAAAAGUAUCAGAUUUCGGACUGUCAAGGCUUCUUUCAGGUGGCAUCACUAAAUACACUAGUCUUGUGAAAGGCAGUUUGGAUUACAUGGAUCCUAUAUAUAUGCAAAGUGGGCGUCUUACCCCAAGGAGCGAUGUCUAUAGUUUUGGAAUAGUUCUCCUUGAACUUAUAGCUAGGAAAAGGGUAAGAGAUGGGAGUUUUAGCCUUAUUGAGACUUUUACAAGACAAGAUUGUACCAAAUGGAGUAAGUUGAGGGAGCUAGUUGAGAUAGCAAAUGUGGGCAACAUGGCGGUUCUUGUUGAAAUAGGAAAAUUGGCAAUGGACUGCCUGACAUUGGAGAUUGACAAACGUCCUAAAAUCAAUGAUGUGGCAAUACGACUUAAGGCCCUUUGGAAUGUUCUGAGAAGAGGGCAAGACAUAGGCUGGUUUAAGAAGUCUUUUGGCACUUUCAGGAGGAGUUCUCGCAAUUCUGCGAUGCUAGAAAGACUCAGCAAUGUGAGAAUGUUUACGAUGGACGAGCUCACGAAAUUGACACAGAACUGGUCAUUCAGAUUUCAAAUUUAUCCAAAUACUGUCUACAAAGGUACACUUGAGGACAAUACAGCUGUGGCGGUGUACUGGCCGAAACUUGGAAACCUCUAUGACAUCCUGAACGGCGAGGAAGAUUUCCCACUAUAUCUGCGUGUGAAGAUUGCUGUUCAGACUGCAGAAGCAUUAGAAUACCUCCAUUCAUCAGGAAUAGGCAUUACCGCACAUGAUUCUGUUCAACCAUGCAAUUUGCUUGUAGAUGCUAAUUUCACUCCAAAGUUCACAAGUUUUUCAUGGGUACGGAAGCUUGCCAAGCAAACGGGACUACCUGUUAACGACAGACAAAUUGAUUGUGGUGUAUUGGUCUUGUCAAGAGCCCAGAAAGAUGUGUAUGACUUUGGCAUUCUUCUCUUAUCACUCAUUUCGAGAAAGAAGAUGUAUGAUGAGAAGAAUCUUGACAUUGUCAACGAGUUCACCAAAGCUUAUGACGUAGAUCAUAGUGGGAAUGCAAUGUUUGAUAAGGAUAUAAUAACAGUUCAAGGGAAUAACACUGUCCUUGAAGGCAUCGGAAGGUUGGCACUGAAGUGUACCCUUUCAAAAGAAGAGGAGAGACCAAAAAUGUUGGAAGUGGCAGAACACCUUCGGAUGCUCAGGAGAUGUUGUAGGGCGAGCACGGACCAGGAGGCUACAUCUACAUGUAUAUUGGCAUUUCAUCCUAAGGCAUCUUUCGCAUUUACCCAAGCCACCCAAACCAGAUCGAGGUAG